Spirometra erinaceieuropaei is the source of this 489-nucleotide messenger RNA. The record is from the annotation of a GenBank genome assembly. NCBI's taxonomy places the organism in Eukaryota, Metazoa, Platyhelminthes, Cestoda, Diphyllobothriidea, Diphyllobothriidae.
AUGGAUGACGAGCGUCUACCCAAGCGACUCUUCUAUGUCGCAACGGAUACAGCACGACAAGGCGGUCAAAAGCGAUGCGACAAGGACACCCUCUUAAUCAACUGCAAACUAACCAGGAAACCUAGGAGGACCUCACCUAGGAUCACUGGCUUAGAAAAAAGCAGUGAAGGCAGGAGCAGCAAGCUGCGAAACCAACCGGAUCGCCUCAACCAAAGCCAAAAGAGCAGCCCGCAAGUCUCAAACGCGUCUGAUCCACAACAUCAACAUCCAACCCCUGCCAACAUGCCCAUACUGUCAACGAACACUUCGCUCGCGGAUCGGUAUCGUCAGACAACUCCCGAUAUAAUUCUACAGCAACCUGCUGCCUCCGCAAAUGCCCCGUCGUCACACCUGCACCAACCCAUCAACAAGCCUACGACGACGACCACCACCACCACAACCACCACUAAAAUCACCACCAUCAAAACCGCCUCCUGCCGCAGUCAAUGA